AUGACUAACCCUUCUUCCUCUCUGCCUACAGAAGACACUCCUACCUGUAUGGAGUGCUUCAGCGCCACCUGUCGAGACAACCUCCAGCCAGGACUGACAAACACACAGCGAGAAACCCAGCUGCUCACCACCGGCUACUUCAGCACUUUCCCUCCAAAACCUUACGGCAAAUGCAGUCAUGGAGGUAUUCUGGACAGUAGCCGCUAUAUGGGGGCCAAAGGGGGCAUCAACAAGGACAGCACCUCCCCUGUCUUCUCCCCUCACCACUAUCUCCAUAUGGAGGCUGCUAAUUUGGCUAUGGAGGCCACCCUGAGUGUACUGAGAGACCUCGGUGACACUGUGGGCCCUGAAACGUUCCUCAGGCUCUUCAGUGUGAAGCAGAUCCCUGCGUUGGUCUUUGUCAUGGACACCACAGGCAGCAUGUUUGAGGAGAUCACUGCCGCUCGCUUCAGGGCUCACUCCAUCAUCGAGAGCAGAGCCAGCAACCCUGGGCUGCCUGGCACCUAUGUACUGGUGCCUUUCCACGACCCAGAGGUUGGACCCGUGUUUGAGACCGAUGAUCCAAACCAGUUCAUCCAGCAGAUGGAUAACCUGAUGGCGCUGGGAGGAGGAGACGAGCCAGAAAUGUGUCUCUCUGCCAUUCGGCUGGCCCUCACUCACAGUCCUCCACUGUCAGAGAUCUUUGUAUUCACUGAUGCCUCCCCUAAAGAUGCCCACCUGUUUGACGCUGUGAAGGCUCUGGCACUUGAGAAACAGAGCAAGGUGACGUUUCUUCUUACUGAAGACCCCAAAUAUACAACAGAGAGCAGAGGCAGGAGGAAGAGGAGGAGGAGGAGGAGGAGGAAGAGGGAACCUUUGUCUCCUGACCGUUUCUCUCUUUACUCCACCCUGUCCUCCCUGUCAGGAGGUCUGACGAUAUUCACCACCAACUCUGACAUCCGCUGGGUCUCGGCCAUAGUGGAGGAUAACACAGCCACUGAGAAGGUGACCCUCCUCCAUGUGGAAAACGACCAAGAUUUGAUGUCCUCCCAUUCCUUCAGAGUUGACAGCUCAGUAAAAAACGUCACACUGCACAUCACUGGCAUCCUGACAGAGUGCAUCCUGACCAGUCCGUCAGACCAAAGGCAGUCUCUGCUGAGCGGGGACGGCCCCCUGGCAGCUUUAGACCACUUUGAGGGUCUGUACCGCAUCAGCCUGCUCUCUCCCACACAGCCAGGCCAGUGGAAGCUCCAAGCCAAGAGCGACGGACACCUCACCUUCAAUGUGAUAGGUGAAAGCAGUGUGGAUUUCCUGUAUUACUUUGCCACGGUAACCAAUGAGACACACCCAGGGUUAGAAAGAGUGGAGGGAAGUCCAGUAGCAGGUGUUCCUGCCUUUCUGGUGCUGGCUGUGACGGGCCUGGCUCCGGAUGAGGAAGCGUCUUUCAGUCAUGUGACGCUGCUGGGAGCUGACGGGGAGAGCCUUCAGCAGGUGAAGCUGAACGCCUCCUCCUCUUCCUCCUCAUCAUCCUACUCUGUGGAGGAGUUGGUGGGAUGGGUGGACUCGGUUCCCACAGCUCCUUUCUGUGUGAGACUAACGGGCCGAGACAGCAGAGGGAACAAGCUGGAGAGAGUUUCCACAGAGAGGGUUCAGCCCACUCACGUUCAGAUACAGGUGUUGUCUGUCCCCCGCCUGAUACCCGGUAACAGCACGAUGGUGGACUUUGACAUCCUGAACCGUGGCCCGGCCCGACUCUUCAGUCUGACUGCUGAUGACGACUGUAAAUAUCUACAUAAGAGAGGACCUCACAGCUUCCAUGUUGCAGAACAAGGGUCCUUCCGCGGUCAGGUGGCCCUCCACACCCCUGCUACGGCUCAGGCAGGAGCUACCGUCACCCUCACACUCACCGUGCGCGCUCUGGACUCCUUAGAAUCAAAUUACGCAGUGGCCUAUUUGACUGUGAUCCCUCCGGAUCCGGACACGACCCCUCCCUCCUGCUCCGCGGCACGAGUACAGUCCACCUGUCCCGCCACCUGCACUGAGUCCAGCUGGAGUGUUUCUCUGGUGGUCUCAGACAGGGGGCGCUCCGGCCUGGCCGCCCUCCAGCUGCAGAAGGGUGAAGGCGUUCUGACUUUAUUCCACAGCCCCCCACCCACAGAGGAAAGCCUGGAGGAGACCCAGCAUCCGGCACACAAGGAUACAACAACCAUUGAAGGCCAUCAUCACCACCAUCACCACCACAAAGCCAGAUUACAGAGAGGAGACCCCCCUCUGAAUGUUACUGAUUGGGUACCGGGUUUGUCUCAGCCUCUGUGGGCAAGGUACUCGUCCAGCUGCUGCUCCCCUAAAGCUGAGCUGCUGGUGUGGGACACAGCUGGAAACAUGAAGCGCUGCCGCCUAACAUCAGGCCAGCAGACACAGCUGAGAGACAGGAGAACAGAGAGCAGCGGAGCCAGAAGGAUUACACUCACCAGCGUCUCCGUCCUGGUGGGGGGUCUGCUGGGGUCUUCUCUGCUCUAGGUCCAUGGGAUUACAGAUGUUUUGCAGGUCAAACCAAUCUGCGUGCUGAUCAUUGGAAAAGAGAUAAUAGAGAGACAAUAAGGACAGAGGUAAAACUGAACAAAACUAAUUUAGAAUUGAAAUAAAUGCACUUGAUACAAAAAACUGUCCUUUUCGAUGAUAAUGUGAUUGCUACUGUAAUUUGUGAAGAAGUUGCACUGAAUAAAGAAUAAAUCAUUU
This is a messenger RNA of Notothenia coriiceps (black rockcod), 2718 nucleotides long. It is a transcript of the gene vwa7, whose product is annotated as von Willebrand factor A domain containing 7. The record is from RefSeq and is a predicted model, not a curated record. The transcript has 13 exons. Lineage: Eukaryota; Metazoa; Chordata; Actinopteri; Perciformes; Nototheniidae. The coding region runs from base 1 to 2499 and encodes 832 amino acids.